AUGGUGUCCGUGUGGGGAAGUAACCGGAACGAGCAACGGACAACAGAAGAAGGAGAAAGACAUCCAGAGCAGCAAUAUGAGCAUCAAGAACCCGAUGAGCGUACACGAUUAAUACCUCGAGGUGCUCCGAACGAGGGGUAUCUCAGUCCUGACGAUCCAGCUGUAUCACCAUACAACCUCUGGAGCGUCCGCGCUCUCCGAUUCUUCAGUUGCCUCUUCCUCGCCAUCAGUUUCGUCUGGUGGGUGUUCCUCCUCGUAUCCAUCUUCGUCAGUCCACCAUUAAUAUACACUCGCGGCUCCGGCUUCACGGAUUUCUCAUACACAACUCUGACCGUGGGAAACUUGAUUGUGAGUUUGUUGUUUUUUACGAUUCCGUCAAAACCAAUGAUUAUGUGGAAUGUGGUGCUGGCGCUGUUGUUGCUGGUGGAUAUGAUUAUUAUUGUUGCGGUGCCGAGGAUUAGGCUUGAGGAAGGUUGGGUCGGUAUUGCGUCUGUUGUGUGGGCGGUUUUGAUUGCGGGGUAUAAUGUUGCGCAAAUAUAUUUCGUGGAGAAAGGGAAGGAAGAGGAGGAAGAGAGACUAACAGGACGCGUGGAGACGAGACGCUCGCUGUUCGAGUGGGUGUCGGUAUUUGUUGAGACGAUUGUGUUGGGUGUUAUUGCUCUCGUGGCUAUCUUGCUUACUGCGACGCUCAUCUUGCGUGCAAGGGAUGCCAGUCUGGAAGUUCCCGGAAACCGGUAUCUGGUCAACAACGACAAAUUCGAGGUCCAUCUCGCAUGCGUGGGUAAUAUCACCGACUCAGGCAGCAAGACGCCUACCAUUCUAGUCGAGGCCGGCGAAAGGCCAUCAGAGCAUUCACUCUUACCUUUCAUUCAUAACGCAUAUCGUAACGGCACGAUAGAUAGAUACUGCUACUGGGAUAGGCCUGGAUUUGGAUGGUCUGACAACGCUCCUUCACCCCAUUCAGCAGGCAUGGCUACCGACGCUUUUUCCGAAGCACUUGCACUCGCUGGCGAAGAAGGGCCCUGGAUUCUUGUCUCAGCUGGCGUUGGCAGUAUUUACAGCCGCAUCUUUGCUAGUCGCCACAUUCGCGACGUUAAGGGCUUGUUCAUGAUCGACCCAACUCACGAGGAUCAGUUGCAACAAAUUGGACAAGCAGGCAGAGGCUUCGUCCUUUGGGGUCGCGGUAUAAUUUCACCCUUGGGUCUGGACAGACUGGCUGGCGCAAUUUUCAAGGGCCGCACACGCGAAGAUCGAGUCUAUGGCAAAGUCUCUUAUCAGAACGGGAAAUACAUCAAGGCCAAACUACAGGAGAACCUGGUCGCGGAGAGUCUGACAGCCAGUGAGAUUGCCAGCGCGAAAAACAUUCAAACACCUGAUACGCCGUUGGUGGUUGUGAGUUCCGGCGUGGAAGUACGCAAAGACGAGAGAUGGGCGAAACAACAGGAGGAGAUGACCAAGGUGACAGACAAUCUUGUGAGUUGGGAUGUCGUAAGGGGAGCAAAGCACGAGGUCUGGACGAGUUGGGAGGGAAGAAAGAUUCUGGAGAGGAGAUUGGGGGAGAUUGUGAAACAGGCUUGA
This is a messenger RNA of Talaromyces amestolkiae, 1578 nucleotides long. RefSeq lists its product as uncharacterized. NCBI's taxonomy places the organism in Eukaryota, Fungi, Ascomycota, Eurotiomycetes, Eurotiales, Trichocomaceae. The transcript is spliced from 2 exons. Bases 1 to 1578 code for a protein of 525 amino acids. The record is from RefSeq and is a predicted model, not a curated record.